UGUGAUAUAUAUUCUUUGAUUACAGUCACUUCAUUUGCUGGAAUUGGAGUUCUGGUGGUCAUAAUUUGCUACUUCUUGGGAUAUCUCUCAUUUACUAAAAUUAUUUGUCUUUGGAAAAAGCAAACUCUAACCUAUCAGAGUGGAGAGGCCUUUAUAAGGAAUCACGGUCCACUUGGUAUUAGAAGAUACAGUUAUUCAGAUAUAAAGAAAAUGACCAACACUUUCAAAUAUAAACUGGGGCAAGGGGGCUAUGGUGGUGUAUACAAGGGGAAGUUAAAAGAUGGUCGUUUUGUGGCCAUGAAAGUUUUGAAAGAAUCAAAAGGUAAUGGAGAGGAAUUCCUAAACGAGGUUGCAAGCAUUAGUAGAACCUCUCAUGUUAACAUUGUCACUCUUAUGGGCUUUUCCUUUGAAUAUUCUAAUAAAGCUCUGAUCUAUGAGUUUAUGCCAAAUGGAUCUCUUGAAAAGUUCAUAUAUAAAGAUUUUUCCACAAAUGUUGAUCGUCAAUUAGCAUGGGAAACAUCAUACAAGAUUGCAGUUGGUAUUGCUCGGGGAUUAGAAUACUUGCAUAGAGGUUGCAAUACACGAAUCUUGCAUUUUGAUAUAAAGCCUCACAACAUUCUUUUGGAUGAAAACUUUUGCCCAAAGAUUUCUGAUUUUGGCCUUGCAAAAAUAUGCUCUAGAGAAGACAACAUCAUAUCAAUGGUGGGAGCAAGAGGGACUAUAGGAUAUAUAGCUCCAGAACUAUUUUGUAGAAAUUUUGGAGGGGUCUCUCACAAGUUAGAUGUCUACAGUUAUGGAAUGAUGGUUUUAGAAAUGAUUGGGGGAAGAAAGAAUAUUGAUGUUAGCGUUGAUCGUACUAGUGAAAUAUAUUUUCCACACUGGAUUUACAAACGUCUUGAACUAGAUGAAGAACUGGGAUUGCAAGGCCUCAUUAACAAAGAGGAUGAAGAAAGUGCAAGGAAGAUGAUAAUAGUGAGUUUGUGGUGCAUACAGACUGAUCCCUCAGACCGACCAUCAAUGAGUAAAGUGGUGGAUAUGUUGGAAGGAAGCCUUGAUUUCUUGCAAAUGCCUCCCAAGCCUUUCUUGUCUUCCCCACCAAGAACUCCAGUAGAUUCUUCAACUGCAACGAUUUUGUUAUGAUAUGUCUCUAUUUUGUCCAAAAAUGCAUUUCUUCUUUUGAAGGAAACCUAAUGAAACAUUGCUAGUGAAGAUCUUUGUGAAUAAUUUUUAUUUUGAGCUUAUAGAUGAAGAGCCUUUAAUGAUUGUUUAAAAUAUGAAUAUUUGGCAUGGUGGCUUUUA
Messenger RNA from Quercus robur (English oak), 1299 nucleotides. Its product is annotated as PR5-like receptor kinase. Gene Ontology annotation, biological process: protein phosphorylation. NCBI's taxonomy places the organism in Eukaryota, Viridiplantae, Streptophyta, Magnoliopsida, Fagales, Fagaceae. The transcript has a single exon. The annotation marks the transcript as partial. The record is from RefSeq and is a predicted model, not a curated record. Gene Ontology annotation, molecular function: protein kinase activity; ATP binding.